CAUCCACACACACAUUCCCUAGACCGGAAAUAUAAGACGGCAGAGAUAUGCAACUAUGAGCUGCGAACCUAGAAGUUUCUUCCUGUCUGUAAUUUGGAUGUUCGUUGGUGUUUUGGUGUUCAGAGUGUUAGUACAUGACCCAAAAAGCUGAAAAAGACAGAUGUACAAACACUGAGCGGUCAGUGAAGAACGAUGGCGUCUGUUAAACGAAAGCUUAAUGACACACUGGAUGAUCUGGAAGAAGAAAAAUUGAAGAGAUUUAAGAGCUACUUAAGAGAAGAUGGACCUAUUCCAGUUUCUGUACUGGAGAAAGCAGAUGCAACUGACACAGUAGAUCAGAUGCUGGAUCGUUUUGGACCAGAAAGAGCUGUGAAGAUCACACUGGAUAUCCUGAAAAAGAUGAACCAAAACCAUCUUGCUGAACAGUUAGAGAACAAACACACCAAAGCAACACAAAUCAACACAGACGCUCAGAGACAGAAGAGAAACGGAGAGAAACAAGUACACUAUACUCCAGUCCAGAUGAGAGAUGCCCCAACUGGAGUCAAUGUUGAUAUAAAAGCUGAAACAGGUGCAAGUGUUAAUGCUCCUGUAUUGACUGCAAACACCUUCAACGGACCAGUAACCAUUUAUGGCUCAAAUGCUGCAGGAAAUG
Labeo rohita (rohu) is the source of this 655-nucleotide messenger RNA. Its product is annotated as NACHT, LRR and PYD domains-containing protein 6-like. NCBI's taxonomy places the organism in Eukaryota, Metazoa, Chordata, Actinopteri, Cypriniformes, Cyprinidae. The transcript has 5 exons. Gene Ontology annotation, cellular component: cytoplasm. The annotation marks the transcript as partial. The record is from RefSeq and is a predicted model, not a curated record.